Molecule: messenger RNA, 5396 nt
Organism: Meleagris gallopavo (turkey)
Lineage: Eukaryota; Metazoa; Chordata; Aves; Galliformes; Phasianidae
Source: RefSeq, a predicted model, not a curated record
UUCUGAGCUGAUGUUGAUUGUAACAGGAGGCAGGGAGGUGCUACUUGAGCAGGCUGACUGAAUAACUGCUAAAAACAUACCUGGCUGAAGUUAUUGAAACUGUCCUCUCCACCACCCCGGCAGUAAUGAAAAGGCUAAUCUUCUCUAAGUCUCUUAUAACCCAUCAAUCUCUUAAGGGGCUGGAUCCGUGAUUAAAAACAGAGGGAAAGCAGCUGUCUUUUUAUCCUCUCGUAAUUAUUCCUUGGUCGUCAAUAGGUGUAGAUUUCCUGGGAGUGUCAUGGUGAUAGAGGUUACGUUUCCCUGUGUUGUUGGGACUAAAUGUUCAGGGGUGUUGGUUGUUUGAGUGCUCCACUGAGAGCCCUGGGGAUGGAAAGUGUGAGUCUUGUUCUCUGUGAUUUCACUGCAUCGUGAAGGUUUGGCUUAUUUUGGAAACGUGCACCUAAAGGCCAAAAAACAGCUAUCCAGUGUCAAGGCAAGGAGAGGCCUCUUUAAUUACCUUUUCUCUACUUUUUUUUUCUUCUGCUGUUUCUCACCAGCUGGUGGUAGGAAUGGGUUUUAAAUUAUUUUAAUUAGAAAGUCAAAACCAGCAACUUGCUUUUUACUGCUGAAACUUGGUGAAUAAAUUUCAGUAAGUGUUCCAGGUUUGUUCUGUCAUUGCUGUUUCCAGACCUUGUUGCCACAAUUAAAAGUGUGAGUAGGUAAAUUCUUAUUGGUGAACCCUGGACACAACUAGAGAUGUCUCUAAGUGUUGUACUUGCACUUUUGACUUGAAGGGGUUAGUUCUGGGAGGCUGUGAGCCACAAGAUGGCCGCUUCCUGGUCAGUAGCACCUACCUCUCUCCAUGGGGUUCCAGAGGAAGUUUUCAAUGUUGCAUGUUUGGUACGAACCCUUCCUACUUCCUGAGACAUCCAUACCCAUUUACUUGUUUAAUUGCACAGCUACAGAUGGCAAGUGCAAGAGGACUAAUUCAUGCUGUGUCCUACUUUCAGUGGCAAUGACUGUCAAUCACCUUGUUACUCUAUUAUUUGGUAAAUGCAGUUACCUUUUCCUUCAAAUGUCAAGUAUGGGAAGACUUCCAGCUAAGAAAGAACCCAGCUGAUACCUGAAACAGGUUAUUUUUAGUGUCCCAGGAGUACCUAGUGAUGUUAAUCCAUUUGUGUCUCAUUUUCAGCAUCUGCAGACUUGGAAAAAUUCAUCUCUCAAGAAGAUAGGAGGGAGAAGGGAUGUUUAGGAAGUAUUCAAGUUUGUUAUUUAGGUGAACAAAGGAGGCAUUUAAAAUGUAAAGGAUGUCUCCUAAAACAGGCCAAUUAUCUGUGAUAAAGAUUUCCACCCUUAGUAUUUUCUAGAAAUGAAAAGUCAACAAUAAGCAAUUAACUCUAUGAAUCUACUGCUUUGGUUUCUCUCCUGUAGCCCCUCCUCAUGGCAAUUGCCUGUAUGUAAGGCAGACAGUCUAUGAUUUGGUGAAGACCAAUGCAUGAGGUGGGAUUCAUAUGGAUUGGAUGUGUAUUUUUGAGUAAAAUCUGUGCCCUGCUUAUAUUAAGCUGAUGACUUUUCUUGCAUGCAUGCAAAUUUGUUAUUUCUUUGGCUAAUUCUGGGCUGUAAAUAUACAUCAGUGGUGACAUGCACCUUGUGAAUAUACUGCUACAUGCAUCACUAAUUGCUCUGAGAGCCCGAAAUACCCUUCCCCAUGCUCUGAACCAGCAAUUGGCCUAUGCCAUUAGCCAACGCAGGUAACUACUCUUUUUGGAAAAUAUUGAGGUUGCAUGUAUCUUGUGCUACAGUAACCAAGUUGUAAGUUUAAAAUUAAAAGUGUGUGAAAAUGAAGUAUUUUAAGAGAUAUUUUUCUUUCUUUCUUUCUGUGAGAAAAUUUCUGAUGAUCAAGCACCUUAAGUGGUAAUUGAAAGCAACCAAGUGUAAUUUACUUUUGGUAUCUCAGAGUGCAUUUCUUUGGUGUGGAGGAUGCGAGUUUUAAUAUUUGAAACUACAAAGAAAAUGCCUUUGUGCCUCUCCUGCAGGCACAAAAAAACUGUAAAAAUCCAGUCUUAUUGAUUAAAAAUUAACCCAAAAACUUCCUAGUGUACAAUAUUUCAUGUAGCUCUGAUUCUCAUCUUUAUUAACAUUUUGUAAUAUCACGAAAGCAAACAACUAUUUCAUGGUCUUCUAAGUGUUUGCUAUGCCAUUUGAUCUUGUGUGGCAUGUGCAGGGAAAAAUGAUAGAACUUCUCUCUCCUUUUUGAGCAUUUGAAAAAGAAAGCCCAAACACUAAUCUAUUCAGUGUUACACGAUGUUACCUGAUAAGCAAUUAUUUUUCCAGAUGCCCAGUGGCACACUUCAAAGUACCUAAAUAUCUUGUAGAUUUUAAUGUACAUUCUUCAUUUGCUCAGCAGUGAAAGGAGGCUGGUUAGUAACCAGAAGUUGCUAUUUGCUUAGGCCUGGUGCAGACAGAAACCUUUCACAAGGUGAGCUGACUGACAAUCUAGUUAAAAUGUUAUGAGCUGACAAUUCAAACAAGGUAUGUGAAGAUUGGGAAGGUGAAAGAAGGAAGAUGUGUCAGAGUGCAAAGUUCCCAGUUGGGAUGAUUGGGAUUAUAGAUGUAAAAAAUACGUCACAGCUGCAUGACUUUCACUUCCUGUGGUGCUGAGAUUGCUGGGCAGUGAAAGUGCUCACCUAAAGUCUCCUCUGCAGAACACUGUGUUGCUGCACAUGUGCAGCUGUGCUGUUUUGAGGACUUGGAUUCAGUAUCCACACUCUGGCUCAAUGUUGAGGGAUUAGUAGGACUACUUGCCGAAAAAGAUGCUGUAUGACACGGAUAGGACCUACAAAUUCUGGCUGUUGGUGGCAAGGGAGAUGAUACCUCUUGGGUUUUUGCGCUGCAAGAUAAAUUGAACCUUGUUAAAGGAUGGAUUUAAUUUAAACCCUGUUUUAUAGAAUUUGCCAGACCCUUCCUUGUCUUUAUAAAUGUCAUCUGUGGUCCACUGUAGAGCCCCAAACCAAAUCAUUUCAUUACUUAGAAAGCUGGAAGCACAGAAAUUCAACAAGGGCUAUUGAGUUAAACAAAUGCAAAGUUCUAAGUAAGUAGGUAGAAAAUAUAUUUCUCUAAAAAGAAAUGCCCAACGUUUAUUUUCAUAAGCAAGUCCCUGAUUAUGUCAUGUCUAACAGACCAGAAAUUUCCCAGAUGCUAUUGGAGCUAAAUGCAUCCGGAGGAAUUAGGCACUCAAAUGCCUUAUGUGUUAAAGUCCAAUGUUUAUGGAUCAGUGGUAUUCACAUAACUUAACCUUCACUUAACUCUUCAGCACAGAACUGGACUCAGUUUUCUCAGAUCCCUGUCUCACUGCUGAAGUUGAUGGAUUUUUUGGUGUAAGAGUGGCUUCUUUUACAACUGUCCUUUGUGGAAAGUAUAUGCAGUUCAAAGAGACUUGCCAGAUAAGGCCUCAGGCUGUGAGAGGAGAGGGAAUGCUGGUUUUAGGAAUGAUGAGGGAGCUUUUGGAUGAAGCAGACCUUGAGUAGGUCAGCAGUGCCAGGCAUCAGGACAGUUAUGCCUAUACGCAGCCUCAGAAGUGUGGGAUCUGUUCCUAGAAAUGCAUCCAGAAGGAAGUUAAGGUACUUGUAAGGUGCCACAGACAUUUUGUGAAUGAAACUGGGGUCCAAGGGAUGGACAAAGCAGGCAUCAACAGUGGAGUGUAAGGAUGCUACUUUUUUCUUUUGCCAUCUAACAUGUUAAUUUAGGAACUUGGAGGAUGUUGAGCAAUGAAGUUAAUGCGUUUAUUCAACAUGCUGGGGGAAAAUGAGGCUAUCCUCUUCUAUCUUUAAGACUGUCUUCUCUGUUUAACUGUCUUGACUGUUACUAGCUCCUUCAGCUAGAGUCCGCAUCAGCGGGAAUGCAAUUUCCAUGCAUUGUUUCAGUCUGGAAAUGAAAUAAUUUUCAUUAAUGGAAACCUGGUUCUCAAGCAGAACAAUUAGACCCACUUCAGGUUGAAAAAAGAUAAAAGCAUGCUAAUUUGGAUGGAGGACUCUUCUUUCAAGGCAGCCAAUUGAGUCAUCAGCCUGCCACCCACCUGACCGUCUGACAGGUAAUUAGGAGAUAGUCCUUUUUUUGUGUGGAGUGUGUGCAUAAACCUGCACACGCUGGUGUCACUGCCCAUUGGGACUUCCAGAGGAAAGAGCUAGUCAGUCAAAAGAGUGAGGAGGGCACGUUUCACAAGCUGUGCCCAACGAUCUGACUUGCUUUUUGAUUUAGCUUCCUAUUUCUGUCUUUUAACACCCACCCGAAGUUUCUGACAGUAAAGUCAUUAUGGCAGACCUGGGUUGCAAAAAGCCCACUGACUGCACCGUCUCCAGGCUGCUCAGCGUCGUGGAGGGUGAACUCCGGGCAGGGAGAGACAAAGGUGACCCCACUGAGAAGCAGCUUCAGGUUGUCUUAGAGGAUGCUACCCUCUGGCAGAGAUUCAGAGAAGUCACCAACGAGAUGAUUGUGACCAAGAAUGGCAGGCGGAUGUUCCCCGUUUUGAAGAUCAGCGUAUCAGGCUUGGACCCAAAUGCCAUGUAUUCUUUCCUGUUAGACUUCGCCCCGACUGAUGGCCACCGCUGGAAGUACGUCAAUGGAGAAUGGGUGCCAGCUGGGAAACCAGAGCCACCAAACCACAGCUGUGUCUACAUCCACCCAGAUUCUCCCAACUUUGGGGCCCACUGGAUGAAAGCUGCCAUCUCCUUCAGCAAAGUCAAACUUACCAACAAGCUCAAUGGGAGUGGGCAGAUAAUGUUGAACUCCCUGCAUAAAUACGAACCUCAAGUACAUAUAGUUCGUGUAGGAGGCCCCCACCGGAUGGUGAUGAACUGUUCCUUCCCUGAGACUCAGUUCAUAGCUGUGACUGCCUAUCAAAAUGAAGAGAUAACAGCUCUCAAAAUCAAGUAUAAUCCCUUUGCCAAAGCCUUCCUGGAUGCAAAAGAAAGAAACCAUCCCAAGGAUGCACCAGAAACAGUCUCUGAAGGUCAACAUAUGACAUACUCUCACUUGGGUGGCUGGUUGAUUUCCAACCCAGAUACAAUGUGUGCAUCAGGAAGCUCUAAUUACCAGUAUACUGCACCUUUACCUUUGCCAGCUCCACACACUCCCCACGGCUGUGAGCGAUAUUCAGCACUGCGAGGGCAUCGGGCUGCUCCAUACCCACCUCCCUACAUGCAAAGAAAUCAUUCACCUACAGGUACAACUGCUUUGCUUCCUGGAAACAUUCACCCUGACUGACCCUUGCUUUGGGAACCCUAAGCAGUAAAACAAUUGAAAGCUGAAGCUAGGGAAGAGCAGUGUGAGUGUCUGUGACAGUCUAAGCUGAACACUGAAUGCAGAGGGUACGGUUAAGGCAACAAAAGAAGUGGAACAGAAUUGUUCAGUGCAUUGUA